UGGAAACAGGUUCCUUGGGUCGCCGGUCGCAGGUGGGAUAUGUUGUUUGAACCAGAAAGAGACCAUGGACUUGUUUUCGGACCCUGGAAAAAAAACUGAAGACUUUGCCAUAAAACAUAGUAUGUACUUAUUCAACGCAUUUGCUAAGCUGUAGCUGAUUCGAUUAAAGAUUUCUCAUUUCUGGGAUUGUGGCUGUUGAAAAUUUUCAGUUUAUGAAGUGGGUCAACAAGGUUUUCCAUGGUAAGAGUUUAACUACAUAUCAUGAGAACUGAGAAGCGCACGUCAGAAGUUGCUUCUUUAUAUAUUUUUGGUAAAUGGGUUGUUUCACAUAAUUGAUCUCAUGUCUGGCCUAAGAUUUCUGCUAACUCAUAGAUUAGAUUGCAAAACUGAGAAGAAAAUAUGGUAAUUCAGUAUCUAUUUGCUGUUGGUAGUAAGGUCUUGACAGGUGUUUUUCUAUAAUUAUAGUUGCCCCUCAUUGGCAUGGAAAUUUCCACUAGCGAGAACAUCCGUCUUCCUUCAAUAGGAUUCCGCAACUGUUACAAAGUUGCAAGCAUUACUAAGACAAUUUUGGACGCAACACAAAUAUCUAAUCUGAGAGGUCGGUAUGUUCUUGGGGGGCAAUUAGGAUGGGGGCAGUUUGGUGUGAUUAGGGCCUGCUCGGAUAAGUUAACUGGUGAGGUUUUGGCUUGCAAGUCCAUUGCUAAAGAUAGGUUGGUCACACCAGAUGAUUUCAGCAGCAUCAAGCUUGAGAUUGAAAUAAUGUCUAAGUUAUCCGGACACCCAAAUGUUGUGGAUCUCAAGGCAGUUUAUGAAGAUGAGGACUUUGUGCACUUGGUUAUGGAGUUAUGCGCAGGAGGGGAACUUUUCCACAGGCUUGAGAAAUAUGGAAGGUUUUCAGAGUUUGAGGCUCGCGUUCUUUUUAAGCAUUUGAUGCAAGUGGUCAAGUACUGUCAUGAUAAUGGCAUUGUUCAUAGAGAUCUAAAACCGGAAAAUAUUCUCUUAGCAACUAAAUCCUCAUCCUCUCCAAUUAAACUGGCAGAUUUUGGUCUUGCUACCUAUAUAAGACAGGGGCAAAAUUUGCAAGGUACUGUUGGUAGCCCAUUCUAUAUAGCCCCAGAGGUUUUGACAGGGGGUUAUAAUCAAGCUGCUGAUGUUUGGAGUUCAGGAGUUAUUUUGUAUAUUCUUCUAAGUGGAAUGCCGCCUUUUGGGGGGAAGACUAAAUCAAAGAUCUUUGAUGCUGUUAGGGCUGCCGAUCUAAGAUUCCCUCCUGAUCCAUGGGAUCACAUCUCUGUGUCUGCCAGGGAUUUGAUCACUGGAAUGCUUUGUGUAGAUCCUGCUAAGAGGCUCACUGCUGCACAGGUUCUGGCUCACCCCUGGGUGGAGGAUUGCAGACAGGUAGUUCAAGAAGCAAACAAGCACAACAAACAUGCUUGCAGAGAGCUCGAAGUAGGAGGAAGUUCUUUCUCUGCACUGUUCAUCAAAAGAAAUCAGGAUUAUAGCUUUACCGAUGGAUCACCUGUAUCUACUGAUGGCCAGCUGGAAACACCUGCAUUCAUUUGCAAAUCAUUGUUUUCUUCUUUCUUAGUUGAAAAUGGCAGUUCUUGCACUGAAUCUGAAGGUUUUUCAUUUAGCAGUUGCUGUCAAUCAAGUGCACCAGAAUUUUCAUCCCCAAUUCCAUCAAUGCCGAGCUUUACUUUCUUCAGUCCAAUAGCUGCUGUUGAACCACUAAGUAUUUCAGUGGAAACUAAAGUCGGGACAUCAAAGAUGGGUGAUGAAUAUGGAGAAUCAAACUUAGUAAAGCUAUCUAAGUUGCCAGAUUCUUCAGUUCCAGUGGAAGAAAAAACAAAAUUUCGUAGGGGAGGACCCAAUGGAUCCCGCCUUGCAGGCAUUCAUAGUAAAAGGAAUCACACUAUCGGUCUUGGUGAGAUUGAUCACUUUCAUCUCAUGGUGACUGAGUCAGUAAUCCGUUGGGCAUCCUGUACUCAUAUUCCCACCGCGCCAUCGCUUUGAUCAUCACUUGUCUGCUAGAAAUGUUUAUACAAGACUGACCAUACUGCUGGGCAAAAGGGAACAACUACCUAUACUGAUAUUGACAGAAACAGAAAAAAGAAAAUGUGACAGCCGGGAACUUAGAUGCAGAUAUGAUAUAUUUAUCAAAUCUGAGGAGAUGAGCUCUGGUACAGGGAAUCUGCUUGCUUUAAUUGAUGUUGUGUUUUGAGUGAUGAUGCUUUUCUGAUUUUGAAGGAUUGAAAUUGGCAUAUGUACCGAGUCACAUGAUGAAAUAGUCUAGAACUUCUGAUUCAUCUCUAAGAAGCAGCCCUUGUACCAAAAAAAAAAGAAGUGCGUUUGCCGGGAGUCGAACCCGGGUCUAUUGCUUG
Durio zibethinus is the source of this 2378-nucleotide messenger RNA. Lineage: Eukaryota; Viridiplantae; Streptophyta; Magnoliopsida; Malvales; Malvaceae. The record is from RefSeq and is a predicted model, not a curated record.